AUGAUGCAGGUUGACAACACCACUGCAAGCGUGCUCACAGGAAGCGGCAGCCAUACAGCCCACACCGCUGCAAGCGCACCCACAGGAAACUGCAGCCAUACAGCCCACACCAACACAAUCCCAACGGACGAGUUCUAUAUAGAGUCAUCCGGAUCUGACAUUGAAGUACUCCUGGCUUCUCCGGUCAGGAGGUAUAAUCCCAUCCUUGACAGAGAGCUACCAGCAAUUCUGAAGGAGUUUCGUGAGGACAACCUGGACUUCUAUUCCAACAUAAUUGUCAUAGCAAGACGUAAAAACAUUUUAAAGAGUGCAUGUGUGACCCUAUCAAGAGGUUGCUUUGAGUGGCACAAAACUCCCAAUAUUGAGUUUGUGGGAGAAAUGGGAGAGGACUAUGGAGGUCCAAGGAGAGAAUUUUUCAGACUCCUCAUGAUUGAGCUCCAAAGCAACCUUGGAAUAUUUGAGGGCAAACCUGGACAGCUGCUCUUCAGCUACAAUCAGAAGGCUCUAGAUGAAAAUAAAUUGUACACAGCAGGAAGACUAAUGGCCUGGUCCAUAAUUCACAAUCGACCAAGCAUGAAGUGCAUAAACAUUGAGCUUUUCAUGUUAAUGUGUGGCCAGAAACCAGACCUCAGCACAUUUGAUCGUACUAAUUUUCUGGAAAAUGACCUCGUAGAAAAGCUGGCAAUGGUUGUCAGAUGCAACACUGCAGAGGAGCUGACAGAGCUUAAAAACUCCCUGGGGGACUGGAUUUGUGACUGUGGGGUACCCAACAUUUUCACAGCCUCAGUGAGUGAUCUGCCCACAAUUUAUGGGCAGUUAGUAACCCACUACAUCUACCACAGAUUUGCGAGUAUGAUCCAGCAGUUUACCUCUGGGCUGAACUCCUGUGGCCGGUUGUGGGAGGUGGUGCUUAAUAAUUGGACAGCUUUCCACCCAUUGUUUACAAACACAAGAGGUACACUGACAAGAAAUGAAGUCAGAGACCUCUUCAGUAUUGUCUGGAGUUCACCAGGGAGCAGCAGGCGAGACCUUGAGGAGGACACUGUCUUCCAGUGGGAGUGCUGGCUUAUGUUGAUUCAAGAGGAAGAUGUGGGCAUAUCCUUUGAGGAUGUCCUAGUGUUUGUAACUGCAGCAGAUUCUAUCCCUCCACUGGGCUUUCAGCAAAAUUGCCAGGUGGAAUUUUAUGACCAAGAGGAGCCAACCCGCAGAAUUCCAUAUGCUUCAACCUGUGCCCUGACUCUCUAUCUUCCAAGAGGUGUGUCAGAAGAAGAGGAUUUUAGGGAAUUAAUGUUCCUUGCCAUAAAAGGGUCUCUCAGAUUUGGGAAGGUAUAAGCGUCAUCUUCUUAAUCUUCGUUAUGUUUUUAAAGUCAAUAAGCAAUAAGAAAAACAAAGACAUGGUGGCAAGGACUCAAUUUGUAAGUGAGGCAGGUGUCUGUCAAGUGUGGAAACUUAGGCGCACCCCAUUUCAACCUAAAAACAUUUUCUAACCUAAAAACAUUUGGAAGAAUGACUUACCACCAUGUCAUUGUUUUGCUUAUUGCUGCAAAUAUUGCAUGCCAGAAACAAGUGGAUAGGAGGGGUUGAAACCCAUCUGCUUCACCCUCACACAAAGACAUAGCCUGUCACUAGAGAAGAGAAUUGUUCAGAAGGGUUCAUACAAGUUACUGUUGAUUGAAGAUGAAGAUGAAGAGCAGUGAUAAAAUGACAUGCAGAUGAACAUUUUAGAACUUUACAUCUAUAAGAAUUGUGAACUUUCAUUUUUACAUCAAGUUUAAAUGGCUUUACCUUGCCAAGUUUCCAUUUAUUUCCUUUCAGUGUUUUAAAUAGAAUAUUAUAUUCUGGUGUUAUUGUAUUACAAUACAAAACAAAUCAAUGCUUGUGUUCAUUAAAUAAAAACUUCAUUAAUGUUUUUGCAAACAUCUGAAUCUUUUAUAACAGCUCUGGUAAAAUUUUUG
Messenger RNA from Onychostoma macrolepis, 1955 nucleotides. RefSeq names its product G2/M phase-specific E3 ubiquitin-protein ligase-like. The record is from RefSeq and is a predicted model, not a curated record. NCBI's taxonomy places the organism in Eukaryota, Metazoa, Chordata, Actinopteri, Cypriniformes, Cyprinidae. Gene Ontology annotation, biological process: protein polyubiquitination. The transcript is spliced from 8 exons. The coding region runs from base 1 to 1332 and encodes 443 amino acids. Gene Ontology annotation, molecular function: ubiquitin protein ligase activity.